Molecule: messenger RNA, 1363 nt
Organism: Gloeophyllum trabeum ATCC 11539
Lineage: Eukaryota; Fungi; Basidiomycota; Agaricomycetes; Gloeophyllales; Gloeophyllaceae
Product: ketol-acid reductoisomerase
Exons: 7
Coding region: 33-1244 (403 amino acids)
Biological process (GO): L-valine biosynthetic process
Cellular component (GO): mitochondrion
Molecular function (GO): ketol-acid reductoisomerase activity
Source: RefSeq, a predicted model, not a curated record
CUGACUCGAACGCUCUCCAGUCCAUCCCCGCCAUGUCCUUUGCAUCCCGCCCUGCCCAAGCCCUGCGCUCAGCGUCCCGCCGUGCGUCCCGCGCGAGCCCAAAGGUCGCGCCCAAGCAGGCGUCCUACUCUGUCCUCGCGCGCGCGGCCGUGUCGAACGUCCCCCGCAGAUCCACCGUUGCAUCUGUCCGUGGCAUCAAAACGCUCGACUUUGCGGGCACGAAGGAGGUCGUGUACGAGCGCAGCGACUGGCCGCUGUCCAAGCUCCAGGACUACUUCAAGAACGACACCCUUGCCAUCAUCGGCUAUGGCUCGCAAGGGCACGGCCAGGGCCUGAACGCCCGUGACAACGGCCUGAACGUCAUCGUCGGUGUCCGGGAGGGCGGCAGCAGCUGGAAGGCCGCCCAGGAGGACGGCUGGGUGCCCGGCGAGACACUCUUCCCCAUCGAGGAAGCCAUUAACCGCGGUACGAUCAUCAUGAACCUCCUCUCCGACGCCGCCCAGUCCUCCACAUGGCCCACCAUCGCGCCGCUCAUCACCAAGGGCAAGACGCUCUACUUCUCGCACGGCUUCUCCGUCGUGUACAAGGAGGACACGCACGUCAUCCCGCCCAGCGACGUCGACGUCAUCCUCGUCGCGCCCAAGGGCUCCGGGCGUACCGUCCGCACGCUCUUCAAGGAGGGCCGCGGGAUCAACAGCAGUAUCGCUGUGUUCCAGGACGUGACGGGCAAGGCGAAGGAGAAGGCGGUCGCGCUGGGCGUGGGGAUUGGGAGUGGGUACAUGUAUGAGACGACAUUUGGGAAGGAGGUCUACUCGGAUCUGUACGGCGAGCGUGGUGUGCUCAUGGGUGGUAUUCAGGGCAUGUUCCUUGCCCAGUACAAGGUCCUCCGCGCCAACGGCCACUCCCCCUCUGAGGCCUUCAACGAGACCGUCGAGGAGGCGACGCAAUCCCUCUACCCCCUGAUCGGCGAGAAGGGCAUGGACUACAUGUAUAACGCGUGCUCGACGACCGCGCGGCGCGGCGCGCUCGACUGGGCGCCCGUCUUCGAGAAGGCGAACCUGCCGAUCUUCGAGAAGCUGUACGAGUCGGUGAAGAACGGCACGGAGACGAGGAAGGCGCUCGAGUUUAACAGCCGGAAGACGUACCGCGAGGAUCUGGCGAAGGAGCUCAAGGAGAUUGACGAGCAGGAGAUUUGGAGGGCUGGCAAGACUGUCCGUUCGCUCCGCCCGGAUUAUAAGGCAUAAUGCCUGUGGUGGUGGGGUUGCUGUUGCGUACGCUAAAAGCACUGCUUAGUGCACCGGCUUCUGUACCUUACUGUUCCUGACUGGGGUGGAAAUAAUGACGCAGUCUCGUAUUCCCGACC